AUGACCCGCCUAUCGCUCCUUUCCUCACUCCUUCUCCUUGCUUUGGGUGUCGCGUCAUCAACCGAUCUCCAUGUCAACAACCACCUCAAGCAUGAUCAGGCUUGCGCACAGGCAUUGAAGAGUCGUGUGUUCAGGGAAGGCGGUGUUCCCGACACUGGUAUAAACGAGCCGAUCGCGAAUCAGGUUGUCACUUACGUUGGAUCGGUUGGUGUUGGCACUCUGCCUACAAACCAUGACCUUCUCGUUGACAGAGGAAGUUCCAACACCUGGAUCGGCUCUGGAGGAGCCGCUAACCACGCGUCGCCCACCACCCAAAUGUGGGACCCAACCCUGUUCCCUCCUAUACAUAGGGAGACCUCAUUGAUUGACUCAGUCAAACACACCGACCCCCAUCCUGUAUCGUUGCCAGCAUCUGCGCCAAGCAAUGGCUCUCGCACACCCACCAAUGUGCAUUUGAAGGAGCAGGGCAUGGCCAAAGUGGCUGGGGGGAAGGAUGUGGUAGACAACGAACGAGAUUUUAAAUGCCUUACGAACGCGCUACCCUCAGUCUUGUUGUCUCCUCCAUGUCCAGGUCGUACAGCGCUCACUCCUUUGGAUCUCUAUAUCUGGACUGAGAACGCGUUCAUGCUUAUCGACCAGGUGGAGAAGAUGGGUUGUGGGAUCAAUGAGUUUUACCUCUCUAGAAGAUCAGGUAUACGCCCACCUGCUUACAUGCAGUCAGGCAAGGAGGCAACUCCUUGGUUUGGAUGGUUGAGCAAAGAUGGUUCACUGGUGACAACCAAAGACAGAGACAAAGGUCUUCUCCACUCCAUCCCCAGCUUGGUGGUCGCGCUCGAGGACAACUGCUUCGAGAGCAAAUUCGAGAAAUCAAGUCUGGGUCCCUUGAUUGGACAAGAUCUGACGCACCAACUCAUCUCAUUCCGCAGAUCGAACCCCUGCUGUUCCUGCAAUGGAAAAAUGCUGGAUACGAAGUCCGGACAAAUUUUUGAAAUUUGGUUUACGCCAGAUAAAAUCCAGACAGACUUCGCCAAAAUUGGUAUGGACAAGAAUCUGAAAAUCAUUGAUUUUAGUAUCUAUCAUUUGGCAGUUCCAACUUCCGGCUACCUCAAAGGUUUGAAUUUUCUACACAAGAGUUUAAGUUCUUAUUUACUCAUGCCUACUCGCAAGUUGACCGCAGGUGACUUGCAAACAUCUAUUUUGUGUGUCGCAGAUGUAUCUCAAGUGUACCGCAAGCUGAACACAAGUGUAUCGCCGGUGGAAUGCUUGGGAUGGCAAGAAGAGAGUGGGUCUGAACGAGAGAAAAGAAAUGGGGUCGAGCGUGACGAGUACAUGCAACUGCAGGGUAGCUAG
Molecule: messenger RNA, 1350 nt
Organism: Laccaria bicolor S238N-H82
Lineage: Eukaryota; Fungi; Basidiomycota; Agaricomycetes; Agaricales; Hydnangiaceae
Product: aspartic peptidase-like domain
Exons: 17
Coding region: 1-1350 (449 amino acids)
Source: RefSeq, a predicted model, not a curated record